CAGUCGAGACAAGUCUCUCUGUUUCUCUCUAAAGAAACUUUCAACUAAAUCCAUCAGGUUUUUCUCAACAGAACAGCAGAAUCUCUGCCAAACCCUGAGUGUGGAUAUGUCUGCUGCCAGCUGUCUGCUGACUGAAGAUCAGUUUCUGUGCUCCAUCUGUCUGGAUGUGUUCACUGAUCCAGUCAGCACACCAUGUGGACACAACUUCUGUAAAACCUGCAUCACUGAACACUGGAAUAUUAAUGUCCCGUAUCAGUGUCCCAACUGUAAAAAGGUUUUCAACACAAAACCUGAGCUGCAGGUCAACACUUUCAUCUCUGAGAUGGCUGCUCAGUUCAGACAGUCAGCUCAACAGAAAGCCAGCAGCAGCAGCUCAGAGCAACAAGCUGCCAAACCAGGAGAAGUUCCCUGUGACGUCUGCACUGGAACCAAAGUGAAGGCCCUGAAGUCCUGCCUGGUGUGUCUGGCCUCCUACUGUGAGACUCACCUGGAGCCUCAUCUGACAGCUUCACGCCUGAAAAGACAUCAGCUGAUCGACCCUGUGGAGAACCUGGAAGGCAGGAUGUGUACGAAGCACGAUAAACUGCUGGAGCUGUUCUGUAAGACCGACCAGAUGUGUGUCUGCAUGCUCUGCACGUAUUCAGACCACAAGACACAUGAUGUUGUUCCUCUGAAAGAAGAAUAUGAAGGAAAGAAGGCCGAGCUGGGGAAGACAGAGGCUGAAACUCAGCAGAUGAUCCAGAAGAGACGACUGAAGAUUCAGGAGAUCAAACGCUCAGUGGAGCUCAGUAAGGAAGAUGCAGACAGAGAGAUAGCAGGUGGUGUUCAGGUCUUCAGCGCUCUGAAGGAGUCUGUUGAGAGAAGCCAGGCCGAGCUCAUCGACACGAUCAAAGAGAAGCAGAGAGAGACAGAGAAACAGGCUGAAGGCUUCAUCAAAGAGCUGGAACAGGAAAUCUCUGAGCUGAAGAAGAGAAGCUCUGAGGUGGAGCAGCUCUCACGCUCUGAAGACCACCUCCACCUCCUCCAAAGCCUCCCGUCCCUGAACGCUGCUCCACCCACCAAGGACUGGACAGAAGUCAGCGUCCGUCCACCUUCAUAUGAGGGGACUGUGAGGAGAGCUCAUGAUCCAGAGUACAUCAGGAAGAUUUCCCCCAAAGAUGAAGGGCCAAGUGAAUACCUCAGACAGCAGAAACACAAGGUGCUAUGA
This is a messenger RNA of Micropterus dolomieu (smallmouth bass), 1207 nucleotides long. Its product is annotated as E3 ubiquitin/ISG15 ligase TRIM25-like. Gene Ontology annotation, molecular function: zinc ion binding. The record is from RefSeq and is a predicted model, not a curated record. NCBI's taxonomy places the organism in Eukaryota, Metazoa, Chordata, Actinopteri, Centrarchiformes, Centrarchidae. The transcript is spliced from 4 exons. The coding region runs from base 107 to 1207 and encodes 366 amino acids.